Messenger RNA from Peromyscus eremicus (cactus mouse), 2523 nucleotides. RefSeq names its product zinc finger protein 431-like. The transcript has 4 exons. Gene Ontology annotation, molecular function: DNA-binding transcription repressor activity, RNA polymerase II-specific. The record is from RefSeq and is a predicted model, not a curated record. Bases 1 to 1917 code for a protein of 638 amino acids. Gene Ontology annotation, biological process: negative regulation of transcription by RNA polymerase II. NCBI's taxonomy places the organism in Eukaryota, Metazoa, Chordata, Mammalia, Rodentia, Cricetidae.
AUGGUGAGUGAGGGGCCACUGUCCCACGUGGGGAGAAGCCGCUGGGAACAGUGUGGGGUGCCCCCGGGGCUGUGGAAAUGGCAUCAUGACGCGGUGUCUGGAGAUGCAGUGACCUAUGAGGAUGUGCAUGUGAACUUCACUCAUCAAGAGUGGGCUUUGCUGGAUCCUUCCCAGAAGAGUCUCUACAAAGAUGUGAUGCUGGAAACCUACUGGAACCUCACUUGUAUAGGAUACAAAUGGGAAGACCAUAAUAUUGAAGAACAUUAUCAAAAUUCUACAAGGCAUGGAAGGUGUGUCAUCUGUCACUCUGGACACAAUCCAUGUGAGCAUAAGGGGUAUGGAAAGAAGCAUUGUACUUCUGUCUCUUUCAGAGCAACUGGAAGAUAUGUGGUAGUCCCCACUAUGAGAAGACAUGAUGACUGUGAUACAAGUUUACAAUUAACUGGUUUUCCAACUUCAGUGGGAAUUCAUCAAGAAACUCUCAUUGGAGAAAAACCUUAUGAGUACCAAGAAUAUGGAAAUUCAUCUCUCUCUACUGGUUCACUGUGCACAGGUAGUGUGGCUCACAGUAUAAGAAAAUGUUAUGAAUGCAAUCAGUGUUCUCUGAGUUCUUCAAGUUCUCUUCAAAGAUGUGAAAAAGCUCAUGUGGGAAGAGAAAAUAAUAAAUGUGAGUCAUCUACUAAAGGCUUUAGGCCUGACAGGCAUCGUCAAACACACCAAAGAACCAAUAACCAAGAGGCUCUCUAUGAAUGUAAUCAACAUGAUAAAGCCUUCAGAUCUGAUUGCUCUUUAGAAGUAUACCAAAAAACUCAUUUGGAAGGAAAACCCUAUGAGUAUAGUCAAAGUUAUGAAGCCUUUGAAUGUCACAGUCUUCAUCAUCAAGUACAUAGAAUUCAAACAAGAGAGAAAUGCUAUGAAUGUAAUCAAUACAGUAAAGCCUAUGUACAGAUGAGUGAUCUUCACAGACAUGAAAGAAUUCAUAUUGGAGAGAAAACAUAUGAAUAUAAUCAAUGUGAUAAAGCCUUUUCAGAGAAGAGACAUCUUCAUGGUUACGAAAGAUUUCAUACAAGAGAGAAACCCUAUGUAUGCAAUCAAUGUGGUAAAGCCUUUACAGGAAAGAAUAGUCUAUGCAGACAUGAAAGAAUUCAUAUUGGAGAGAAACCCUAUGAAUGUAAUCAAUGUGGUAGAGCCUUUGCACAGAAGAGUAGUCUUCAAAAUCAUGAAAGAAUUCAUACUGGAGAGAAACCCUAUGAAUGUAAUCAGUGUGGUAAAGCCUUUGCACAGAAGAGUAGUCUUCAAAGUCAUGAAAGAAUUCAUACUGGUGAGAAACCAUAUGGAUGUGAUCAAUGUGGUAAAGCAUUUACACAGAAGAAUCAUCUCCAAAGUCAUGAAAGAAUUCAUACUGGAGAGAAACCCUAUGAAUGUAAUCAUUGUGGUAAAGCCUUUGCAACAAAGAGUCAUUGUCUCAGCCAUGAGAGAAUUCAUACUGGAGAGAAACCCUAUGAGUGUAUUCAAUGUGGUAAAGCCUUUGCAACAAAGAGUUAUCUUCUCAGCCAUGAAAGAAUUCAUAAUGGAGAGAAACCCUAUGAAUGUAAUCAAUGUGGUAAAGCCUUUGCACAGAAGGGUAAUCAGCUCAAUCAUGAAAGAAUUCAUACUGGAGAAAAACCCUAUGAAUGUAAUCAAUGUGGUAAAGCCUUUGCAAUGAAGAGUCAUCUUCAAAGUCAUGAAAGAAUUCAUACUAGAGAGAAACCCUAUGAAUGUAAUCAUUGUGGUAAAGCCAUUGCCUCAAAGAGUUAUCUUCUCAAUCAUGAAAGAAUUCAUACUGGAGGAAAACCCUAUAAAUGUGACCAAUGUGGUAAAGCAUUUGCAAAGAAGAGUAAUCUUCACAGUCAUGAAAGUAUUCAUACUGGGCAGUAACAUAUGGAUGUAAUCAAUGUGGUAAUUUAAGAUGUGAGAUCAUGUGGGUGUCAUGUUGGUGCUGGAAACUGAACUGUGUUUUCUACAAGAGGUACUAACUGGAGUCCAGUUCCAUAGGGUUUCAGGUCCCAAAGAAGAGAUCAGGUAUCAGCAGAGGGAGGAGACCGCCAUGAUCUGAGCAUGAAGCAGUAUAGCUGCUGCUUUAUUGAAAAACGACUAUGCAUUUUAUGCUCUAUAACUGAAUCUUAGUUUAGACUUAAGCAGGUUAAAAACAGACUUAAUGAUUCCAGGGUAAAAGCAGUCUUCAACCUCAUUACAGUAUUUUUCUGAGGCAAAAAGUGAUAAAUUCAGCAAGUAUCUUCAUGCCUUUCUGGAUGUGAGCACAUGGUUUCCUUUCAUAGUUGCUUUCAUCCCUGGAACUUGGUGUAUCCAGUUAGUAAAUAAUUAAGUUUUCUAUUUUUGGUGUAAUCAGGGGGACACAAUGGGGCUUCUUGUGUGGGAGUAGACAUAGUGAUCACACUGUGUGCUUCCAUGUUGGUGGGGUUUUUUCAAAGAAUUCUUUAAAGAGAGUGCUUUGCCUAUGUAUAUGUUCCCAUCCUCCAGCGU